Molecule: messenger RNA, 5519 nt
Organism: Cololabis saira (Pacific saury)
Lineage: Eukaryota; Metazoa; Chordata; Actinopteri; Beloniformes; Belonidae
Gene: ghra
Product: growth hormone receptor a
Exons: 10
Coding region: 324-2204 (626 amino acids)
Cellular component (GO): membrane
Molecular function (GO): protein binding; cytokine receptor activity
Source: RefSeq, a predicted model, not a curated record
CGGAUGAGGGCGCUUCUCCUCUGCUCUCCUCUGCUCUCCGGCGCACAAACGCGCACACUUUCUCCGCCUGUGUGCGCUCCAGCAGGACGGGAUGAUCGGCGAAAAAAUAAGGAAAACUCACACUUCUUAAGGUAGUGGCUCAUGUGGAAAUCUUGAGUUUUGGAAAGGGGGGGUGGCGGGUCUGGUCUCACACGGGGCUGGAGUGAAGCAGCGGGACUCGUGCCUGUUGGAGCUGUCGCUGACCAUCAGAUGACCAACUUCUGAAAAGUCGAUCUCUGCGCUGUCCUUGCGCGUUUUUCAGCUCGAGACUACGCAAUCACAUCAUGGCUGUCUCGUGCGCCUCCGCCAGCCUCCUGCUCCUACUCGCAAUCUCCUCGCUGGAUUGGCUCUCUCCAGCAUCUGCAUUUCUCACUGAUUGGGACCACAUGACAUCAGCCCCCCUUGGACCUCACAUCACAGAGUGCAUAUCAAGGGACCAGGAGACGUUCCGCUGUUGGUGGAGUCCAGGCACCUUCCAGAACCUGUCUUCCCCAGGAGCACUCAGACUCUUCUACAUCAAGUCUCCCAUGACUAAAUGGAAGGAAUGUCCUGAGUAUAUCGAUGAAAAUAGGGAAUGCUUCUUUGAUGCAAACCACACAUCCAUCUGGAAACCCUACUGCAUGCAGCUCCGCAGCCAAGACAACACCACCUUCUUCAGUGAAGAUGACUGUUUCACUGUGGAGAAUAUUGUGCGUCCCGACCCGCCAGUGUCCCUGAACUGGACCCUGCUGAAUGUGAGUCCCUCUGGGCUGAGUUACGAUGUCAUGGUCAGCUGGGAGCCCCCACCCUCCGCAGAUGUCGAGAGAGGCUGGAUGCGUAUUGAGUAUGAGCUCCAGUACAGAGAGAGGAACGCCACAAACUGGGAAGCACUGGAGGUGCAGCCCAACACUCAGCAGACGAUCUACGGCCUGCAAAUAGGAAAAGAGUUUGAGCUGCACAUCCGCUGCCGGAUGAAAGCCUUCACUAAGUUCGGCGACUUCAGCGAGUCCAUCUUCAUUCAAGCGACAGAGAUUCCUAGCCAAGGGCCUGCUGUCCUGCUCACUCUGGUUCUUAUUUUCGGGAUUGUGGGAAUAUUUAUACUCAUUUUGCUGAUAGUUCUCUCGCAGCAGCAGAGAUUAAUGAUGAUCCUGUUGCCGCCCGUUCCUGCACCUAAAAUCAAAGGCAUCGAUUCAGAGAUGUUGAAGAAGGGGAAAUUGGAGGAGCUGAACUUUAUCCUGAGUGGUGGCGGUAUUGGCGGCCUGCCACCUUAUUCAGACGCUUUUUACCAAGAUGAGCCGUGGGUGGAGUUCAUUGAGGUUGAUGAGGAGGAUGCAGACGUCAGAGAGGACAGUCAGGGCUCAGACACCGAAAGACUUCUGGCUCUGCCCCAGUCCGUCAGCCACAGGACCGUCGGCAGCUCCAACAGCAUCAGCCAACCCAGUGAUGACUCAGACCAGCCCAGCUGUUACGCUGCAGAUCUACACGAACGAGACAACCAAAUAUGGAUGGGCUCCCUGCUGCCGGGCCAGCCCGAAGACGGAGACCCCUCCCUGAACGCUGCAGAGCAAGCCCCGGCCUCGGAGAGAGGGGACAGACCCCUCAUUCAAACCCAGACUGGAGUACCGCAGACUUGGGUCAACACAGACUUCUACGCCCAAGUCAGCAAUGUCAUGCCCUCUGGCGGGGUGGUGCUGUCCCCCGGUCAGCAGCUCAGAACCCAGGACGGCUCAACCUCCGAGAAGGAAUCGCAAAAGAAGGGAAAACAAAGUGAUGAAGGCGAGGAGAAUGAGGACCGGAAGCCAAGAGAGCCUCAGUUUCAGCUGCUGGUGGUGGAUGCAGAGGGAGGCGGCUACACCACUGAGAGCAACGCCCGGCAGAUCGGCACUCCCCUCGACGCUCCCAUGCCUGGGGAGGGAUACCAAACCAUCCAGCCAACACAGUCCAAACCUGCAGCCACCACAGAUGCCAGUCAGUCGCCUUACAUUCUCCCCGACUCCCCUCCCCCCCAGUUCCUUGCCCCUGUAGCAGACUACACGGUGGUGCAGGAGUUGGACACUCAUCACAGUCUGCUCCUCAACCCGCCUCCUCGCCAAUCCCCCCCUCCCUGCCUGCCCCAGCACCCUCUCAAAGCCCCUAUGCCUAUAGAGUACGUUACACCAGACCUGCUGGGGAACUUUUCUCCGUGAACUGACUCCAGAGCCGAACUGUAGGUGUAAGACAUAUUAAACAGGAAGUCCCUUGCAGUCGCCCCUACCUGAUUCCUGCUACAAACCAAAAAACCUUGCAAACACACUGAGCGGAUGAGCACGUGCAGCUGUCGGUUUUCAGUGGAAGCUCAGGGGGAGACAGGAAAACCUGCACAAUGUACUCUAACUGUUUUCGAUCCGCUAAAUUAUCAUGAUGAAGAAACAGCCAAAAGGCAACAUCAUUAACUAAAUGCACAGUUUGCUCUCGUUGCCAACACCCAUGCGUCCAUGCAUGAUUGUCGUGAGUGCGCCUUUGAUAAACUGCCUUAGAUUGCAUUACAUCUGUGGCGAAUUGUACUUAGAGCAAUGACAUUAUUGAAGUCUUAAUCUUGUUGCCGUACUGACCGGGGCGAGCACAAGCACGUCAUGUUUAUAACUGACUGACAUGCUGAUGCUGACAGCAUUCGCCCUGCGAGAUGAUUGCCACUCACAUUUCCAGUCUCAUCAUUUCAUCUUAUUAGUACCUCAGCAUAGUUAUAUUUUUGUAAAAAAAAAAAAAGAAAAAGAAAAGAAAAAAACUAUAUGAAACACAGCUAUGCAGAUUCACAUCUCUGGCUUUACUUUCUCAAAGCUGAUCACGCCGUCAUGAAUACGUGGCCAAACCUGGACUAUAUGAUAUCAGAACAUUGCAUUUAACGGAAAAAACAUUGGAUACUUUCUUACAGAAAUGAGAGGUCAGUGCAAGGACUUGCCAACAGGAUCCCUGCUAUCUCUUUCUCUAGCUUGAAAGGAAGUCUGGGAAAUGGAGUUCUUUUUUUUUUUUUUUAAUUUUGAUUUUAUUUUCACGUUGGCCGACCAUAAAGUGUAUCACAACUCUGCCUGAAAGGGAUUGACUCACAGCUGGGAGUCAGUCUGUGCAAACUGUGCUGUAUAGGCAUGUGUAGGCAGCACCACCAGGUGUCUUGCUCAAAGGCAUGUUGGCCCAUACAGCUGCCACAUGCCACACAUCUUUUUUUGGUCAGGCUCUGUGAGUGGGAGGUGUAUUCUUGUCAUGUUGUGCUUUUAUUGCAAGGACAGCAACUGGAACAAGUUGAAAGGCUGUGAACGUGUAAAAUAAAUGUACAGUAAUUAGCCAACACUAUAUUAUCUGCCACGAAAACACCAUUUAAAAACCUGUGCCUACUAUAGUGAUAUUUGGCUUACCUUUUCAGUGUUAUGGUACUAUGCUAUGUGACUUGGAUUUCUCCAUUUAUGCAUUGCUGUAAAGAUGAAUCGGUUCAAAUCCCUCAUGUACAAAUAAGCUAUGACCGUAAAGCCCUGCACAAGCGCUUAGAGACACAUGAAUGCACGCGUAUAUAUUCAAACACUGCAUUAAAAAAAGUUGCCUUAAUUACAAAUUGUAAGUAAUUUUGCCUUUUGUAAGCUGAAACCACAAUCUAAGAAUCUGAAAUGUUAAUCACAGUUUGACAGAGUUUCUCGUUUUGAGCUGAUCCGGCUAGCAACAUGUGUGUAAUUAAGCAUGGAUGCCAUACUUUUCUAAGAGUAACUCAAUUCAGGGCAUUUUUUAUGCAAAAGUUGUUGCCUAAUCAACUUAUUUACCUGCAUUAGCUUAUAUAAAAAAGUCUAUCAGUUACUGCAUAAGCCUUAUAUAAUUAUCUGUGUGAAUUACACAAGAUUCGAUUCUCCUUAUGUUUUUCUCCUUUGAAUUAUGUCAUAAAGACCUCACAAUAUGCCACAAAUCCAACAAAAUAGGAUAUUGUGAACUAGACGUCAAAACGCUCAUCUUUUAUCGAAUGUUUUGUGAUGCGACACAACAGUUUUUAUUCAGGGUCAUGACUGAAUCAAAGGUAUUGUUAUUGCAUCAAGUCCUCUGCCUUCAUAUGAACUACUCACUGCGAACAAAACAUAACGUCAAAAAUAAAAAAAUUUAAAAAAGAAACUCUUUCAGCUGGCGAAUUAUGCUGUUUCAGCAUAAUUCAUAAAAAGACCAAUAACUUGGAGGGAAUACUUUAGGUUUUGUAUCAGACAAUCCCGUAAGAAAGAGAGGCAAAGCAAGAGCCAUAGAAAGACAGUUUUGAUAUGUGAACCAGAUACAAAUGUGCCAUUUUUUUCUCUCUGUCUCUCUUUUAUCUUUGAAAGGGAAAAAAAGGGAAAAAAAAAAAACAAACCGCUCUGUUGCUGCUGCCCUGUGCAGACGAUACCAGCAAGUUAAUGCUGUUGCAGAAAUGUCUUAAUAUAUUCACUAGUGCUGUAAAAAAGAAAAAAAAAGAUCAUAAGUGUAUAUUUUUAUGUCAUUGUUACGAGUCACAGUGUAUUUGCUGCUUGUUACAGGCGUAUUUCCUACGCUCAGCCUCACUGUGGUGGGAAGGGCUCAGUCGAGAGACCACAACCGUCACACAACAUGCAAGUUCUAUGCGACCGAUCAUUUUAAAACAACACUAGACAAACGGGUACAUCGGGGAUUCGGUUCAGUUAUUUUUUCCGCUUAACUGUUAUAUUGCAAAAUGAAAUUCAGACACAAUGUUCACGCCCACCCACGGAUCCCAGAAUGCUUUUAAUGUUUUUGAAGGAAGAUCAGACAAUGGAGCAAAGCAUUGUCUAGACUCUGUUUCAGUUGUACAGCGGUGAAUGUGAAUGUGUAACUGGAAUAUGGGAUGUGAUUACAAAAGUGAGAAAUUACAGUGUUUGUGAUGGUGACAGUUUGACAGAUAAAUUGGGAGGUGUGCUUUAUUUUUCUUCAAGCUUACUGUACAGAUGUUUACUAUAUUGAGUUGGGUUUUUUUUUUUUGCCACUUCACUGCACCCAUUUAUAAUGUAAAAAAAAAAGUGUUUUUGAAGCCUAUAAAUGUUGAAGACACUUUAGAGGAAGCACUUUGUACACAUACAGUAUAUAUGUGAUGUUUAAGAUAGUAUUCAGAUUUUGUAUUUUUGACUAAAUCAAGUUUGUGAUUUACAUGUUACUAUAAAGCAGCAUCAUGUUUUCCAGCUAGCACAGUAACCAGACAGGGAGGAACCAUCAAUAUGAAUAAGCUUUAGAUCUGGUCAACCGAGUUUGUGUUUAUCAAACAUAUUUUAUGGUAACAGAUUGUUAGAAUUAUGUACUAUAAUGGAGUAUUUGAUGUUUACUAGAGACUUUAUGGAUAGUUAAAGCAGAUAGAUCAUAUAUGAAGUCAUAUCAAAAUAUAAGUGGGGUGAAUUAGUUAUAUUGUCACUCUGCAUUCUUACUUUUUUCCCUUUUAUGUGAUUUCAGUCUUUCUUUUUAUUGAGAAGAGCAUCAUGAGGUUGAGUUCUUUAUGAUGACGUGUUUUUGCGUGC